This is a messenger RNA of Aspergillus versicolor CBS 583.65, 1861 nucleotides long. RefSeq lists its product as uncharacterized. NCBI's taxonomy places the organism in Eukaryota, Fungi, Ascomycota, Eurotiomycetes, Eurotiales, Aspergillaceae. The transcript has 3 exons. Gene Ontology annotation, molecular function: NAD binding; NADP binding; 3-hydroxyisobutyrate dehydrogenase activity. The coding region runs from base 309 to 1394 and encodes 361 amino acids. Gene Ontology annotation, biological process: L-valine catabolic process. The record is from RefSeq and is a predicted model, not a curated record. Gene Ontology annotation, cellular component: mitochondrion.
CUCAACCGGUCGCAGAUCAUCCUUCUUGGUUGCAGUCCCCGUCCUUCUAACCGAUGGAAAGCCUCGGAAAUCGGCGGGAAUACUCGGCCAGGAACCUCUGCAUCACCCUCGGGGAUCUUUGCGGGCGAUCACGUUACAGAAGCUGGCCCUCAAUAAUAUCCUCACAACACAACCACAACUCCCCUCACUCCUUCUCUUACUCUGCACACCUCACCUAGAUCUGCGCUUGUCGUUGAGAAUUGGUUUCUCCGCACCUCAUCUAAUAAAUUCUCAAUUGAUUUCUUACCUGCGGCCGAGAGCAUCUGAAAAUGAGUGUAUCGCGAGCUUUCGCCCUUGCGCGGAGGGGUACUGCUCCCAGGUCAUGCCGCUCACCUGCGCAGCUUUCCCGAUUUACCAAGACGUUCUCGACCAGUCUACGACGAGAUGAUACCUGGGGAUUUAUUGGGCUGGGCCAGAUGGGCUACAACAUGGCCAAGAAUCUACACGCAAAGAUUCCCCCGACGGAUACACUUUUGAUUCGUGAUGUCAAUGAGGAAUCAACGAAACGCUUUCUUCAAGAGGCGAGCGAGACUGCGAAAGGUGCGGGCGCUAAUGUUUCCACCCGACCCAAAGUUGAAGCUGCGGAUAGCGCGAGAGAUCUUGCGGAGAGGUCGAACGUGAUCAUAACCAGUCUCCCGGAGCCCCAGCAUGUCAAGGAUGUUUUCCAUUCCAUGCUUCGUCAAGGAAAACUGCCUGCAUUGGACAAGGAACGAGUGUUCAUUGAUACCUCGACAAUUGACCCAGCUUCUAGCAAGGAGGUCGCAAGCGCAAUCCAUACAACUGAGCAAGGACGAUUCGUUGAUGCACCAGUUUCCGGCGGCGUUGUGGGAGCCCGCGCCGGGACCCUCUCUUUCAUGUUUGGGGCAUCGUCUCAAACGGGAGAACUUGUGGACCGUGUCAAGGCCAUUCUACUUCUCAUGGGAAAGAAGGCGUGGCAUAUGGGUGAAGCAGGGACAGGUGUCUCAGCUAAACUAGCGAACAACUACAUCCUAGCUAUUACCAAUAUUGCGACGGCGGAGGCUAUGAACCUCGGGAUGCGUUGGGGUCUUGAUCCUAAGGCCCUGGCAGAAUUGGUCAGUGCCUCCACUGGCCGGUGCUGGCCAAUGGAUGUGAACAACCCCGUUCCUGGUGUCGUUGAGGGAGCACCAGCCUCGCGCAACUACGAAGGUGGAUUUGGGGUCAGUCUUAUGAACAAGGACCUGCGGCUCGCUCUUACUGCUGCGAAAGAGUCUGGUAGUCCUCUGGCGCUGGCUGAGGUGGCACAGAUUAUCUACAACGUGGUAGAAUCGGAGCAUCGGGGCAAGGACUUUUCUGUGGUGUACAAAUGGCUGCAGGAUCAGUCACCACCUCAAUGAUGGUAUUGCAUGAUCAUAUUCGGCGUUCUAUUAUACUUGCAAUAUUACCCUUCUUUGUUAACCUCCGUUGUAGGGCUCGAUAUCUUGUUAGUUACUCAGCCCAUCCCAUUUACUUUGUCCGUUAUAGUGCCCUAGAUUGGAUAUCAAGCCACUACUUGGUAGUAGCUUGUUGGAUUAACUAGGUGUCUAUGGAUAUAUAUGCAGCUGGAUUAUGCUCGCCGUAUUACUAUUCAAACAAAAGACAUGAAUCUGGCACUGUGCCAGUAGAAGAAAUUAUCUGAUGGAAGAUUCCCUUGUGUUUAUGGCGACGUUUCCGUGACCUUCUCCCCCUAGAGACGUGAAAGUUGCUCACAGUUCAUUGGUAUAUAUGCACCCCACACUUCACGACAUAAACAGACCUGGCGAGGCCUUAACUUUAAUAGUUCAAGCUUUUCCAAGCCUUUUUUCUGUUACUCCCACAACUUGGC